GAGAGAGGUCCGAAUGGAUAGAGCAGUCGUUCCUUCAUCAACAAAGCGGUUUGAUGGAGAGGUUGUGACCCAGGCGAAGGGUGUCUCAAAAGCUCGAUCCUUUCUGUCCAGGGUUUUCCGGGUGGCCAUUCCCCUACAGCUCCUCAUCCUCCUGCUGUUACUCCUGGCCUGCCUUGUUCCUUUCACCCAGGAGGACUACAACUGUGCCUUGGCAAACAACUUUGCACGCUCCCUGUAUCCAAUGCUGCGAUACACCAAUGGCCCACCACCAACAUGACCCUCCAUGGCUUCCACUGCCCCCUCAACACCCUCUGUCCCAGCCUGACCGCCUUAACCCCUGACCCCACCCCACCCAAGCCAUAGUCAUCGGUUUCAGUCUCUAUGAUAAUAACAUUCUCUGCAAAGUGUCGGAAUCUCCAGUUGUGCAUGUUUUCCGAAUGGCUACUUUUAUCAAGACUGUCACAAACCUCUCCUUUCUGUGGGUCGGCUUUUUCUUUUCAUUUUAGUGGCCCUGCUGCCUGUGAACAGAGCCGAGGUCACUGACCACCCGUGGGUGGGAGAUCCUUACCCCCACACCACUCCCACUGCAUUGCCUGCAGUUAUCCCCAGCCAGCUCCACAGGAUCUUACCCGAGAUGUGGCUCAGGACUCCAGGCACUCCCUUUCUGAGUCCCUUUUGCACAUGGCCCACACACUCUCUCACCCCCUCCCCUGCAUCCACACUCUCCCCUAUUCCCGCUUUGUGUCCCAUCCACCCCAGGUCUCCCUCCCUCUCUAUAAAAUCCCCCUCCUUCUCACUCUUUCUGUACGCCAAUUCUCAUUCAUUCUCUCUCCCUGCCCUUCCACUUUUAACCUCCACCCCCUGGUACCCCACCCUUUCCCAGGCUGGGACUUCCUCGAUUAUGAAGCAGGGAUCUGGUUAAGUCUUGAUUUUAAUAUCCAGCCAACACUGGUCAAUUUGAAUUUGGGAAGUGAAUAUUUUGGAACUAAGCAAUGUAAAUAUAUUUGUAUUACAACGUGUGGGAUUCACAAUCCUAUUUCCCUACUGCAUGAUGUAUAAAUGUAACCCUUUCUGGGAUGUUUUGUCAAUUAUGAAAACUGUAGAACAGCUUCAGGGAACUUUACAAUCUGGAAUAUAUUAUUGAGAGUGAGAGCUAUUUCUAUAUUGUACAGUAGACUGUGAUUUUUAGUCGGGGUGGGAGGGUCCUGUGAAAUGAACAGGAUUGCCAGGAUGUUUAAGCUGUGUGUUUAUUGAAUUAAUUUCUGAUCAUGAGGUGAUACACUGACACAAUCAGGUUCCUGCAUCAAACAGCAGCUUCUAUUUGUAUUCAAUGGAAAUAAAUUUGGGACUUUAA
Messenger RNA from Rhincodon typus (whale shark), 1354 nucleotides. RefSeq names its product nesprin-2-like. Gene Ontology annotation, cellular component: membrane. Lineage: Eukaryota; Metazoa; Chordata; Chondrichthyes; Orectolobiformes; Rhincodontidae. The record is from RefSeq and is a predicted model, not a curated record. The transcript is spliced from 2 exons. The coding region runs from base 14 to 277 and encodes 87 amino acids.